Messenger RNA from Hemisphaericaspora subhashii, 1890 nucleotides. RefSeq names its product beta-mannosyltransferase. Gene Ontology annotation, molecular function: mannosyltransferase activity. The record is from RefSeq and is a predicted model, not a curated record. The transcript has 3 exons. NCBI's taxonomy places the organism in Eukaryota, Fungi, Ascomycota, Pichiomycetes, Serinales, Debaryomycetaceae. Bases 1 to 1890 code for a protein of 629 amino acids.
AUGCUUAGAACAUUCCGGUUUAAGACUCCAGCCUUACGGUUGAUCAUUAUUUACCCAUAUGGUUUAGAUCACAAUGAUGACAAAUUAAAGAAGUUUGCAGCCAACAACAAAACCACGGUUCAAUACCACAAACUGUACUCCAACCCGUUAACUCCUGAAAUUAUGAACCAAACGUACAUUUCACACAACUUGACACUCUAUAAUUCACUAAGUCCUGCUAAUAAGUUUUGCGAGGAAAUAGAAGACAAUGCUCAAUUUCAAAUUUCACAAUAUCAACGAUUGCUGGAUGAUUUCGUUGAAAUUAUUAAGGUAUUGAUUGACCAAUUGGAAAAUGAUGAGCCCUUUAGGGGGUUGUGGGGUUUCUUCCAGGGUACGCUAGAUAAUUAUACCGAUGAAGAAUCUUUGCGGAAACAAUUCUACAAGUUUGCUGGAACUUCAGUUUGGUUGGAAGAAUAUGGUGUACAUUUAAUGGUCAGUAGAGUAUCAUUUUCAUAUACAGGAAUCAAAUGGGACCCACAAAUUUCCUUAUUGUAUGUACAAGUCUACGAUAAGAAUUGGACAGAGUUACAUGACGUUGAUUUGAUUAUUCCUAUUAAAAACCCUAGUAAUUUACAAAGAGAGUACAAAAAGUUCACUUUCCCUAGAUUCAUGCCAAUUCCAUUCUAUUACAAUUCCAACUUAAAGACAAAAAGAUGGCAUGGGCCUGAAGACGCAAGAUUAUUCUUAAUGAAAAAUGAAUAUAAUGAGACAGAGCCAGCUUUGCUCUUUAAUGCUUAUCAUAGAAAACCCGUGAAGAGUUCCAUUUCCGGUGAUGACAAAUCUGCCAACACAAAAUUUGAAAUGUAUAGGUCCAUGUUCAUUGGUUACUUAUUCCAAUUUCAGCUUGGGAAAACGAAUACAGAUGGGACAAUAGACGAAAGAUUUGAUCACAUACAAUAUAAUAAGGUGGUAGAAUUAAGAAUCAAAUCAAGGGAAAGAAGAAAAAUCGAAAAGAAUUGGACUCCAAUUAUCGAUCCAAGAGAUACCGAAAACAUAAAUUUGAUAUAUGAAUGUGAAAAUCUAACGAUUCUUAAAUGUCCAUUGAAGACUGUUUACAAGGGGGAAAUCAUCUGCGACAUCAGCUUUAACCAGCUGAGGUUGUUUGGGAAAAUAGGUAAAAUUAGAGGAGGAACAGAGCUUAUCCCAAUAAUAAACCAAAAUGACACCAGGAAACAAUCUUGGAUUGGAUUCUUGCGAUCUCAUAUAAAGUCUUGCGGGUGCGGGAAUUCAAUGUACAGGCCAAACAUCAUUGUAUUAACCAGAAUCCUAGACUCAUACAAAAUCACUCAUUUAUCAAGUUCCGUUUCCUUUGAUAUACCUGUCACUGGUUCGAAAAAUUCAAGUAUUGUAUGUGAUAAAAAGGGUCCGAAUGCUUUAAUGCCAAAUGGAAUUUCAAUGUGGGAAAUCGAUCCAAAAACAGGUGUUGAUUAUUUAACAUUAUCUCUAUCCGUUGCUGACGAGAAUAAUAAUGUGUUGCAUAUAACAGGGAUCAAUUCUCUUUUAGAUGACAUCCAACGUAAAUCAGAGGGUACUGAAUACUUUGAAGAUGAAGAGACACAUCAAAGCAUGUUGCGAUGCGGUAAACUAGCUAGUUAUAUCGAUGAAGAUUUUUUACAGAAAUAUUUCUUCAAGUUUGCUGGUACGUCAGUUUGGUUGCAGGAAUAUGGUGUACAUUUAAUGGUCAGUAGAGUAUUAUUUUCUUAUACAGGAAUCAAAUGGAAUCCACAAAUUUCCUCAUUGUACGCACAAGGCUACGAUAAGAACUGGGACGAGUUACAUGACAUCGAUUUGAUUAGUCCGAUUAAAAACCCCAGUAAUCUACUAAGAGAAUACAUACUGGAACUUACAUAG